ACGGAAGUGGGUUGCCGGAGCUGUUGCCGGUUCGUUUCCGCUUGACUUCGCACCACCUCGCUCGCUUGCGAUCUCGAUGUUCAAAAGCUCUUUGGUGUGUUCAUUGACAUUGUUGUUCCGUUCCUUUCUCUUCUGGCAAGUCACACAAAACCACCAAAAACCCACAAAUUUUUCAAGCUCAAGAGUUAGUUGACACGGCACAUCUUCUCGAAUCUUGCCAGGAUACUACGCUCCAUGAUGAUGAAGCCUGAUAUCGCUACCACUGUGGAAGAGACUCCAAGUACACAGUUGUUGAAGUGGCCCAGACGCCGCAGCACCCGAACCAUGCUCCACAAGAAGAUCUCCGCCGAGACGACCCUGCCGGAAGAAGAGGAUCUGACAGGCUUUGGUGAUUCCUACUCGUCUCGCGAUGCCUCGGGCGUCUUUGAACGUCCUCAGCGUCGUCGAAGUUGCCUGAAAAAGUCCUUGAGCACCGAAGAACCCAGCAAAGGCGGCGUUUCGUUUGGAUCGGUUCACGUGCACGAGUUUGCCGUCUGCGUCGGAGACAAUCCUGCGGUCAGCGUCGGAGUGCCGAUUACCAUUGAAUGGAAACCCCAGUGGUCCGGCAAGUACAGCGUCAAUGACUACGACCACUUGGUGAACAGCGGCAAGAGCAAGACGCCUCCCUUGUUCACAGCGCUGCAGCGCUACUGCAUCCUGCGCGACGCGGGGUACACCAACGAGAUGAUUACCAAAGUCGAACGCGCCACCCGCAACAUCAAGCGAGACCGAGCCAUUACCAUUCAACGGUUCCACAUGGAUCCUUUUGAAGAAGCUCUGGAACGACUGGGCAAGAGCGCCUGGAAUGCCGUCUUUGCUCGGCAGCAGAAACAAGACCAACGAGAGAUCCUGGCCAAGUGCCUCGAGCACGACAAGGCAUACUGCGAGGAAAUCGAAAUAUGAUGAUCCUCCUUCCCUUCCUUCCACUGUUUUGGAAUGACUCGGCUCUUUUUCAUUUUUGCGCUUUAUAAUUUUAACCCCGAAAUAGAACUCCAUUUUGCUUUC
Messenger RNA from Seminavis robusta, 1044 nucleotides. The record is from the annotation of a GenBank genome assembly. NCBI's taxonomy places the organism in Eukaryota, Bacillariophyta, Bacillariophyceae, Naviculales, Naviculaceae.